AUGACUCCAUUUGAAGCAGUGUAUGAACAAAAACCACGACUUCACUUACCCUAUGUAGCUCAUCAUUCCAUGGUUGAUCAAGUGGAUAGGAGUUUGCAGGCUAGAGAAUCAACUAUCAGGCUGCUCAAGCAUCAUCUGCAACAGGCACAAUGUAGGAUGAAAGCCCAGGCUGAAAAGAAGAGAUCUCCCAGAAACUUUGAGACAGAAGAUUUGGUCUUUGUCAAGAUAAAACCUUACAAGCAAAUGUCCCUAAAAGGACACUCUUAUCACAAGCUCAAUACUAAAUACUUUGGACUAUUCAAAGUUCUGCAAAAAGUGGGCACAAUUGCCUACCAAUUGGAACUUCCACCCCAGGCCAAAAUCCACCACACUUUCCAUGUGUCACAAUUGAAGAAAUACAUUGGGAACGUGGCUAUUUUUCCAAACUUGCCAGUCUCAUUAUCAACUCAUGGCCACAUUGUCUUAGAGCCUGAAGCUAUUUUAAACAGGAGAUCAGUCCAAUCUAGAGGGAAAUAG
Messenger RNA from Nicotiana attenuata, 516 nucleotides. RefSeq lists its product as uncharacterized. NCBI's taxonomy places the organism in Eukaryota, Viridiplantae, Streptophyta, Magnoliopsida, Solanales, Solanaceae. The transcript has a single exon. Bases 1 to 516 code for a protein of 171 amino acids. The record is from RefSeq and is a predicted model, not a curated record.